Molecule: messenger RNA, 1329 nt
Organism: Phialemonium atrogriseum
Lineage: Eukaryota; Fungi; Ascomycota; Sordariomycetes; Cephalothecales; Cephalothecaceae
Product: tryptophan synthase beta subunit-like PLP-dependent enzyme
Exons: 2
Coding region: 15-1286 (423 amino acids)
Cellular component (GO): cytoplasm
Source: RefSeq, a predicted model, not a curated record
UCGAAAACCCCGCUAUGCUGCAAGCUAGCGCAUUCAUCGGCGAAACUCUGCGGGAAGGUGUCUUGAUCGCCAAUCCACUAAAAUCUCUAUACAGAGUUGGAGUGAGCUCUUCGCUUCGAUAUAAGGUCAAGUGGCUAGACAGGGCGCAGCUCCCACGAAACCCAUCCACAAUGUUUCGCCGAGGUGCCCGUACGUUCGCGACCAGCGCCCUGAGGUUGGCACAUGAGCCGAGCCCGCAUCUCCUCGCCGUCUCAAAGGCACAGGGGAUCUCCAAGGGCCUUACAGGAGCCAUUGGCAACACGCCCCUCAUCCGGCUCAACAACCUAUCCGAACAGACCGGGUGCGAGAUUCUCGGCAAGGCCGAGUUCAUGAACCCGGGCGGCUCGGUGAAGGAUCGCGCGGCCCUCUACGUGGUCAAGGAUGCCGAGGAGAAGGGCUUCCUACGGCCCGGCGGCACGGUAGUGGAGGGGACGGCGGGCAACACGGGGAUCGGGCUGGCACACGUUUGCCGCAGCCGGGGCUACAAGCUGGUCAUCUACAUGCCGAACACGCAGUCGCAGGGCAAGAUCGACCUGCUGCGGCUUCUGGGCGCCGAGGUGUACCCCGUCCCCGCCGUCGCGUUCGACAACCCGCAGAACUACAACCACCAGGCGCGCCGCCACGCCGAGUCCCUGGACAACGCCGUCUGGACCAACCAGUUCGACAACACCGCGAACCGCCGCGCGCACAUCGAGACGACGGGGCCCGAGAUCUGGGCGCAGACCGGCGGCAAGAUCGACGCCUUCACCUGCGCGACGGGCACGGCCGGCACGCUGGCUGGCGUCACGAGGUAUCUGAAGACGGUCUCGGACGGCAGGGUCAAGUCCUUCCUGGCGGACCCGCCGGGCAGCGUGCUGCAUGCGUACAUCACAUCAGGGGGCAAGUUGAUGGAGCGGAGCGGGUCGAGCAUUACCGAGGGCAUUGGGCAGGGACGCAUCACUGAUAACCUCAAGCCGGACCUUGAAUUGUUGGACGGCGCAUUGCACAUCAGCGAUGAGAAGAGCAUCGAGAUGGUCUACAGGUGUCUCGACGAGGAGGGCCUCUAUUUGGGGGCAAGCUCCACCUUGAACGUCGUCGCUGCGAAGGAGGUUGCUGAGAAGUUAGGGAAGGGCCACACCGUUGUCACCAUGCUUUGCGACGGCGCAUACCGGUAUGCGGACAGGCUCUUCUCGAAGCAGUGGCUUACAGAGAAGAAUCUACUCUCGGCCAUCCCCGAGCGGUUGCAGAAGUACAUAGUCUUGCCGUAAGAUGCUCGGCACAGAACAAAUAAUGUUACAAUAUAUAGUCCGU